AUGAAACUUUGUUGUUUGUACGCCAGAAUGAAGACGGGUUUUUAUCUUCUACUUAUAAUGUCAAAUUUAUUUCUCCUGAUUUGUGAAGGUAAGUAAAUAGGAAGUGUAUGUUUACAUGUGUCAGGGGAGGUGUCCAAUCAUAAUUCAAUUUAACCUGGAUGACAAAACUUCGUUAUUCUUUGUCAUCUUCAUGAAUCUUUGUCCUAUGAAAAUAUUCCCCGCUGUACACUUGAACUCUUAAAGCUCUUGCGCAUCUAGCUUUAAAUAUUGUGAAACAGAGCGAUCAUGUAGGGAUGCUCUUUCGCUGGUUAAUAUAAAAAGUGUGACACACUUUGUUGGAUCUGCCUUUGAGCACUAACAUUGGGAACUGACAACUAAUAUUGAGAGCACAAACCACAGUUAAAUUUACCACCACGCAAAAAAUUUUAAUCAUUGUUUUCGAAUUUAUAACAAAAAUUAUUGCGAAAAACAUUAUUUGGAGGGAGCCUCUCUGUAAAAUUUUUCUUUUUUGUAAUUUAACGUGUAUUUAUUUAUUCAUUUCAUUUAUUUAUCGAUUUUUUGUAAAAUGCUUUUUGGUAACGGUAAAAACUCGAGCGUUCAAGGAGGCGAACGAACAAUUUUUGAAAAGUUCUGAGGACUUUUCUCCAAUAUCUGGCACGUUUUAGUUGCGUUUCUCCGCCAUGCUGUAAACAACUUACAAUAAACCCAAUCAUGAUAGCGAUCGAAAGCAUAGGGCUUGGUUGUUAUGUGAAUGCAAAGCUUAUUUUAAGUUUUAUCAUCUCCUUUAAAAUCAGGUGACCAUGCAGAAAGGUUCUUGUUAAUGAUCCUUGUAUGAGAAUACCUUUAAUUUUCGUUUUAGGGAAUCUUCACAUGAGCCCUGUUUCGGAAAUCUCGCCUUACCUCUAAAUCUUUUGUAAAUUUUCCAUGUGUUCAGAGGGCGGGAUAGCUCGGUUUUUCCGACCGGGAUCUCGCUAAGUGGGCUGGAAAUUUUGCCAUAUGAACACUUCAGCCCGGUUACCGGGAGGAAAGCGGGAUUAAUUUAUCGAAUGAAUUCUGCAUCGUCUUGCUUUGCCUGUUGUAUUUUCCACAUCAUAAGCAUCCCAUUUGACCGGUGAUACAGCUACAAGAGUUGCUAAAGUUAUAAUAGGCCGAAACUUAUAACUUUGUGUUUCGCCAUGUUUGCUUUGUUUCUCGAAUUUCCCGCCACAACUCGCGAUCGUCUUCGGCCUUUUCUCAUCUCGGAGACCGGGCUGAAAUUUCUCAUAUGAACCAAGAAGGUGAAAUUGGUCCCUCUAAGGGGGCCAGCCCAGUCAACCGGACUCAUGUGAAAAAAGAGGCCCUGUGUGUUCCAAGGUAAAGAUCGUAGGACGACGAUCAAUUUCAGUUCUUUAAAUAUGCACCCAAAAUUUUGUCAUGAUGGCUGGUAUACCUCAACUUGUAAUUAAUCCUGAGUCGGUCAUUCUAAGUUUUCCUCAUAAAUUACCUGGGCCUUCGGAGUAAGCAGGUGUGCUAAACGAAAUUUUCCAAGUUUUGUCACAUGACGGCGGCUUUAUUGCAAAAAAUUAUUGUUUUGAAUAAUGGGAAAAUGAAACGAGUGUCUCAUGCUGGUGCGAUUUUUGUAGCCGUUGUUGAGCCUGGAAUUUUUAAUAAAACUUGCUACCGAUUAGAAAAUAAUUACCAAACAUCAUUUAUUUGUUUAUUAUAUGUUUAUGAACAUGAUAGUAAUUACCAAGAAUAUAAUUGCAGAUUCUGCCUUGCGGUGUAACAUGUGCGAGUCUGAGAAAUCGUGGAAUCAAUGCCAGGAAAAUGGAAUUAUUGUUGAUUGUUCCAGUGAAGACCCAGGUUUCGACGUUUGCUUUAAAGUCCAUAUCGCUAGGAAGAUGGCAGAUGACUCUGUGAAGCACUCCUACAAAAGAGGAUGUGGGUAUCAAGAGUUAUGCAGUGGCGAACAAUGUAACCAGCAGGGAGACUGGUGCUUAGUGAACUGUUGCAAUACCGACAACUGCAAUGCUUCGUUGGCAGUAAAAGCUUCCAUUUACUUGACGUAUUUGUUAGUUGGAAUAUCCAUCGCCUUGCAUUUAUGUUAA
Messenger RNA from Porites evermanni, 2087 nucleotides. NCBI's taxonomy places the organism in Eukaryota, Metazoa, Cnidaria, Anthozoa, Scleractinia, Poritidae. The record is from the annotation of a GenBank genome assembly.